Oppia nitens is the source of this 3422-nucleotide messenger RNA. RefSeq names its product homeobox protein prospero-like (gene pros). Gene Ontology annotation, molecular function: DNA-binding transcription factor activity, RNA polymerase II-specific; RNA polymerase II cis-regulatory region sequence-specific DNA binding. Gene Ontology annotation, biological process: regulation of transcription by RNA polymerase II. The record is from RefSeq and is a predicted model, not a curated record. The transcript is spliced from 4 exons. NCBI's taxonomy places the organism in Eukaryota, Metazoa, Arthropoda, Arachnida, Sarcoptiformes, Oppiidae. Gene Ontology annotation, cellular component: nucleus. The coding region runs from base 188 to 3352 and encodes 1054 amino acids.
GUGUUUUGGCCCUUAAAUAGUAGCAAAGCCUACAAAACGCAUCUCUAAGUGAAAGGAAGGGAUGUCUUAAACGCCUUUUCCUUUAAUUGUGGACAUACUUGAGUGCAUCACAAUUGCUUCGAGUGAGUCGUCGUUUUCUUUCCAUCAGUGGUUCCGUCCAGUCAUAAGCCUUGCCAGACGUCACGUGAUGUCGUCGGAAGAAGACUCCUCUAUGGAUGUCAUAUCAGACCAGUCUUUAAAAGGUUGUAAAAUAAAGAGAACUCGUCAGAGAGUGGAUGCGGGAGAACCGAGAAACAGUUACGCCAGUAUUGCCAACUUCUCUUCACGAGGAGGUUAUCUCAAUCAUCUCACUCCAUAUCAUACGUACAACAACGGUGUCAGUAAUAAACUCAUCGGUGAUCUCAUCUCUAAGUCUUCUGAGAACAACAAUUCAUCUAAAGGUAACACAGAUAUGAUUGUUACGGAUGAAGYAGUUAUGCAAAUGUGUGUCAACGGCGCUAUUAAUGCCGGACUCAUUGCCUCUCCUUUUGUCAACGGAGGUGGAAAUGGGCUGUCAAUCACUGGACUCAAGUCUGAGGCCAAUAAUAAUUCAAUUCUUAAUAACAAUAACUCAACCAAUUGUUUGAAUAAUAAUAAUAAGAGCAGUCAUUCAUCUGAAUUAGACUAUAGUUUUAACAAAACGAGUGCCAGUUAUUUGUCAUCAAAGAGUCCUGUGUCUGAUAUCGCUAAUACUGCCGGCGCUCAUCUGUUACGCGAUAUUCUCCAAACUGGCAGAAAAGUGGCUGAAAAUAAUGAAGAGGUUGACCAAUCAAACCAAACGAAGCCGAGCMAACAAAACUGCUCCGGAAAUAACAAAGUUGUAGAGGGAGGACAAGUAGCACAGGGAGGACAAGUAGUAGAGGGAGGACUUUCUCAAUGCUCUGAUGCGUCCGAUGUCGACGAGGAGGAGAACGAACGCUCUCAUACUAGAGAUGAUGAAGGCAUGGAUCAAACGACUAACACUAUUGAUCAAAGUGUUUCAGUCAAAGAUCACAACAAGUUGUUGAUUCAGUCUUCAAGAUCUCCUUCACCUAACGGAUCCCCACUACAACACAACCGUCCAAACGUUGACGCUAAGAGAGCUCGCGUUGAAAAUAUUGUAUCUAAUAUGUUAUUAGGAGGAAAUGGAUCACCAAUUAGUGGUCUAAAAGGUGGCAACAUAUCUGUUAAUGGAUGCAAAAAACGUAAGCUAUAUCAGCCACAGCAGAGCAAACUCAAUGGUUCGGGUGAUGAGUACGAAGAAAUUGAAUACUUGGCCGAUGAAGAAGACGAUGAGGAAGAUCUGGUCAAUCAAAUUGAUUUGUCAAUUAAAAGAGCAAAAACAGAGGACAAGGAUAAUCUUCGGCGUCAACUCGAGGACAUGCAAUCACAGUUAGUGGCAAUGAGACAAAGGUAUGUCCAACUGUUUGAAGCGCAACAAUUAGCCGAACAUCAGAAACAAUUAUCUCUAACUGCCAGUCCUGUCAAUCUUGCGGCUGGAAUAUCGGCCGAAAGCGAUACUGAAAUGGAAGAAAUGGCAUCAGAUAAGGGACCGACUACUCCUGUUUCUCAAUUGAGUGGACUGACCAGUGCUAACGCAACGCCAACCGCUAAUAACCCGAACCACAGCACUAGCGAUGCCUCGCAUUUCUUGAACGAAGCGCGUCGUCUGAUUGCAGAACAGGAAAAAAUUGCCAAUAAGUCUGAGCGUCUCAUCGGACGCACAUCUGGCUUAGCGCCCGUACCUGACAUGGAUUGGCUCAUUGAGUCACUUAAAAGCGAUAUCCAGACAUCAGUUAUGCAAAUAAUUGACAAUACAUUUGCUAAGUAUUUGAAACGACAGACAAACCAGAAAUUACAUUUUGAUUCAAAUGACUCGAAAAAUGAAAUCACAAUUUUGUCGCAAAUGUUGGACCGAAAAUCUCCCCGAACUAAGGUUAUUGAUAGAGGAGCGGCCAUUGGAGCCACUAUUAUAGGCAACACUCCAAAAACCAAUCUUAACGGACAUUUAUCUCGUGGAAGUCCAUACAGUCUUACCACUGAGACAGCACCGGCACCCCGUCCGACACCAUUUUCAUUCCCGACACCCGCUUUCAAGUCUCCCUUUUUUAUACCAAGUGUUGCUCCGACAGGCGCUCAGAUGCCUCAACAGCCAGCACUCAUCCCAACAGCUUUGGCACAACAUUUCAAUAGCAUUGCUUCGAGUUUGAGUCAACGCAAUGAACAAUCAAACAAUUACAGCAAUAGAGAUGUUUCGGGCAAUACUAAUGGCCACUCAAACUCUCAUCUUUUUAACCGAUCAGACGAACCCCUUCCCGAACAGACAGAGGCCAUGGCUUUAGUAGUGGCACCCAAAAGGAAACGCCAUAAGGUUACUGACACUCGGAUUACUCCGCGCACUGUUAGUCGUCUCUUAGGUCAGGAUUCUAUGAUAAUGUGCAACAAUAGGGAAACCUCAUCGCUAUCGCCUCCCAGUUCACUAAAUUAUCAAAAUCACGGUCCAUCUCAACCACCACCACCUCUAGUGCCCGUAUCUUUGCCUACCUCUGUGGCCAUUCCUAAUCCAAGUCUUCAUCAAAAUGAAAUAUUUACCGGAAAUUUUCCGUUUGGAGAUCAUCCGCGUCUCAGUCUUUUUGGCGACGAUUCUGAAAUAAAUCGCGACAACAAAAGUCAUUCGGCGGCCGUGGCCUCAGCUGUGGCUCACGCGGCCGCUGCCCAUCACUUGCAUAUGUUGGCCGCGAGUCGCGCUUCACCCGAUUCAUUGCAUGGUUAUCCGGGAUCUGUAAUAUCAUCGCUUCAAUACGGAAGGGGUGGCUCAGACAAUGGCAAUGAUGGCUCUGAAACCAACGAAACCCAAGUUACUCUGACACCAAUGCAUCUGAGGAAAGCCAAACUGAUGUUCUUCUUCGUCCGGUACCCGAGCUCUGCCAUUCUUAAGAUGUUUUUCCCGGACAUUAAGUUCAAUAAGAAUAAUACGGCACAACUGGUCAAAUGGUUCUCCAAUUUUAGAGAGUUUUAUUACAUCCAAAUGGAAAAGUAUGCGCGACAGUCACUGAGUGAGGGCAUCAAAAAUCCAGAGGAACUACAUGUCAGCCACGACUCCGAACUGCUCCGAGUCCUUAACCUUCACUAUAACCGCAAUAAUCAUAUCGAUGUUCCCGAAAACUUCCGCUAUGUUAGCGAACAGACAUUACGCGAAUUCUUCAAAGCCGUACAAUCGGGUAAAGACACGGAACAGUCGUGGAAAAAGGCUAUCUAUAAGAUCAUUGCCCGACUCGAUGACAACGUUCCCGAGUAUUUCAAGUCACCAAACUUUUUGGAACAACUCGAAUAAGGACUUCCCAUUCAUUGGCUUAGGGAUGAAUCACCACUUUUUCAAAUCAGUAGUAUAAACAAUAUAUAUA